Molecule: messenger RNA, 710 nt
Organism: Phaethon lepturus (White-tailed tropicbird)
Lineage: Eukaryota; Metazoa; Chordata; Aves; Phaethontiformes; Phaethontidae
Product: putative deoxyribose-phosphate aldolase
Exons: 5
Coding region: 1-567 (188 amino acids)
Biological process (GO): carbohydrate catabolic process; deoxyribonucleotide catabolic process
Cellular component (GO): cytoplasm
Molecular function (GO): deoxyribose-phosphate aldolase activity
Source: RefSeq, a predicted model, not a curated record
AUGCCCAAGUCAGCGUUAGUAGUCUGGUCGCACCCAACACCUCCGUUGGACUACCGUGGGUCCGGAUGCACUACUAACAUCGCGCUACCUGCUCAGCCAGCGCUAUCUGCUCAGCCAGGUCUCUACGAGGAGAUCCGUCAGUGCCGUGAGGCCUGUGGAGAAGCUCAUAUGAAAACAAUCUUGGCAACGGGUGAACUGGGGUCCCUUGCUAAUGUCUACAAAGCCAGUAUGAUAGCUAUGAUGGCAGGUUCUGAUUUUAUAAAGACGUCUACAGGAAAGGAAGUGGAAAACGCAACCUUUCCGGUCGGAGUAGUCAUGAUGCGAGCCAUUAGAGAAUUCUACUGGCAAACUGGCAACAAGGUUGGAUUUAAACCUGCUGGGGGCAUUCGGACAGCAAGAGAAGCUAUUACUUGGCUUAUGCUGGUGAAGGAGGAACUGGGAGUGGAAUGGCUAACACCAGAGCUCUUCCGCCUGGGUGCCAGUAGUUUGUUGGAAGACAUUGAGAAACAGAUUUUCUAUCAUGUGACUGGCUCUUAUGCACUUCAGCAUGACCUGGCAAUGGCUUAGACAAAAAAUCAACUCAGGAUUACUUUUACAAAAGAGAUCUUUAAGCAAACAGCAUUCAGAAGUCUUCUGACAACCAAGCACAUAUGAUGGAAUUAAAGGCCUAAUUCUCCCUUCUUCAUAUUUUAUAGUAUUUAAAAAUAUGC